AUGAACGGAAGAGCGAGACGCAUAUUGUCUUUGAUUUCAGUACGAAAUGCUAGUUCAGAUGUUAGUGAUGGAUCCAGUGGUGGUGAUGAAGUCAGAGAUGUCGAGAGUUCACCAGCGCCGUCUCUGGAUUCAUCAUUUGAAAAAGUCGCAAUUCUCGGCAGUGCCACUUCAUCGCCCAGUCCUUCGAAGCAGGAGGUGGAAUCACGUGCAGAAGACCUUUUUAUUGUGGAUCCAGAGACUUAUCAAGUUUCCCUAACACCAAUCCUGAACGCCGUGUUCUCUAUCCCUACGCAAUGCAAUUACGACGCAAUAUCUUUAAUUUCUUCUGUAUCAUCUAUACCGUCUGUUGAACCAUCUACUCCCAUAGCGGAUGUCCUUUUACCUUUAGUGACACGUGGGCAAUGA
Messenger RNA from Parnassius apollo (apollo), 405 nucleotides. NCBI's taxonomy places the organism in Eukaryota, Metazoa, Arthropoda, Insecta, Lepidoptera, Papilionidae. The record is from the annotation of a GenBank genome assembly.